AUGGCCCUGCAAGGCAGAGACCUGAUCCUUGCCUUCAUCACAUGCUUCAUAGCUUGGGGCUACGCCGUCAGUUGGUUGCCGACUUUGCGAUGGAUGGGCUACGCCUUGGUCGGAGGAGUCGUCUUGGCCACCGUCAUCUUGUUCGCCUUCAUACUGCUCACGUCGCGCGGUUCCAGGCGCAGUUUGCGACAUCGAUCUCCACGUCCGAAUGGCCCUGCGUUCCUUGCGCCAAAGGCCUGGGCCCGCGAGGUUGCUAGUCUCCAGACACGACAGGCCUACUCGAAAGUGCCGCUCGACCCUGACUCCCGCCGCAUCUCCAAAGCUCUCGACGACCUUCUCGAGCUCAUAAUCCGCGACUUUGUCAGUUCGUGGUACUCCAACAUCAGCAAAAACCCCGUCUUCUCAAACCAAGUCGACAAAGCUGUGCGCGAUGCCCUUAUCAGUAUCCGGGAGCGACUUCUUGAGCUCGAUCUUGUGGAUAUCGUUACAACGCGAGUUGUUCCAAUAUUGACAGCACACUUCCGAGACUUCUACGAGGCCGAAAGAGCUGUGCGGGGGAAGAAACUGAACCGAUCCGUAACGGAAUCUGAGGAGCUGGAUCUUGCCAUCGCCUCCAAGUACAAGGACGGAAAACUUCAUCCCGCAGCUUCAUUGUCGUUCCCUGACACGAAACUCGUACAACAGGAUUAUUUGCGGAAUAUGGUCUCUGGAAUCUUGCCAAAAGUUCUUCCGCCCAACGUGCUUGCUAGUCGAGCCGUAUCCACCAUCAUUCGAGAGAUCGUGGCUUGCGCCGUGCUGUUUCCUGUGAUGCAGAUUCUGGCCGAACCUGAUACCUGGAACCAAGUGAUGGAGAACUAUGGCCGCUCCAUGUUGCAAGAUCGAUCAACGGUCCGAAAGCUCAGAGCGGCAUUAGACCAGCAUGCCUCCCCGACGCCAAGGUCUAGCAAGGCCACCAUCAUCCCCCGGCUCUCACCCACCGAUAGUGAGAGAAAGUUUGAAAAGUUCAUUCGGGCGAUACGCAAAGUCAACAAUCUCUCUGAUGCCAGGAGAUUACGAAGCGAGGUUGCAAGCCAAUUAAAACGUGAUUCCCUGGAAGAAAAUCAAGAUCAGGUUUAUCUUCGCCGGUUGGAGAUGGGCAAGCGGCUGUUAGAUCAACGCGUCCAACUUCUUGCAGCGGGCGGUAGCCGGCAAGCUUCUGCAACUCUGCCCGCUCGCCCGGCUAGUGUUCCUCGGACAGUCUCAAAACUCGAAAACGCAUCACUGGUCGACUUGCUUCGAGACGCAUCCGGCUUAUCCUAUUUCAUGGAGUUUAUGGACCGCCACCGCAUGAUGCCUCUUGUCCAGUUUUGGCUGGUUGUGGACGGCUUCCGAAACCCUUUGGAGGAUGAGGGUCAAGAUGACGAGCACUUGCCCUCCAAUUUACCAAUGUGGACUGAUUCUGACCGUCUGGACCUGGCCCAGAUCGAUCACGCAUAUCUAGCCAAGCCUGAACUGAAGGUCUCACAAGCCUGCCGAGAUGAAGUCCGAGCCUUUUUGGACGCCGGCAAAACGGCAACCCCUGAGCAAUACUACAAGGCACGCGGGGCCAUACUGAGGGCCCAGGCUGCUGUCUUGGAGAAAAUGCAAGCUCAAUACUUUCAGGCCUUUAAGAAGUCCGAUCUCUUCUACAAGUGCCUAGCAGCGCAAGAAGCAUCGGCAACCGUCGCGCACGCCCCCGUCGCAGAGGCAUCUGCAUUGUCGCAAGCACAUCCACCAAUGUAUCGAAGUUCUCAGUCGUAUCAGUCCAAGCCAAACCCUGUCGCCCGCUUGGCCCCUAGACUUUCACGCCCGCUAUCUAGGCGUUCCGGAUCCGCAUCCGAUUUGACGAGUCUCAAUACUAAUGGCGGUGGCUCGGAAUCGGUACCGCGGCAACGUCAUUCUCUCGAUGAAGAAACCCCAACGCCGUUGUUUGAUGAUGACGAUUUUGACCAAGACGGCAUGAUGGACUCUAUUCAGAGCCUUGACCAGGAUGCAGGCAAGCCUGUUCCAGAUACCAACAUAGUGCAGGCCAUGGAGGAAGCGUUGAACAACAUCAUGGAGGAUAACCGACCGCAAACAGCUGAAGAGUUUCGAGCUUCGCUUUUUGGGCCCGACGAUACGCUCGACCGUUCAAGCUUGUUUUCCGGAGACAACGACUCUCAGCGUGGAUCGCUUGAGGUGUCAAGAUCUGCUGCGCAAUCCUCCAAGGAGGCCGAGAAGCCAAGUCUAGCGUCCCUAGGGCUUGUUAGCGCGGCAUCGCGCAUAGGAGUUUUCGUGGACGAUGACUUGUUCGGCGACGAGGAUAAGUACCUCUCCGACGAAAGAGACGACGGGGACGAUGAGGGCAACGGAGAUGUAGAAGACGAGGUGCACGAAGCAGCACCAGGCGAUCUUGGACUAGCAGAAGCCAUCACAGCGCUAUCCAACGACAUUGACCGUCUUGUUGCGCAAGAUGCCAUUGUUGAGUCACUGACGAAGAAGGCGGAGCUUACCAAUAACACAGCCGAACUUCGGAUUCUCCGGAAGUCCAAGGCAAGUUUGCAACGCGAAAUCCGUCGCAAGGAACUCCAAAGGCAGCAAUACGUCGUGCAGGAGAGCGAUAACAGCCUGUACGGACGGUCCACUAUCAAGAUCAAGGCUAUUCAGGUGGGACGAGAAGAAGACGGCAGAGAGUUCGCCUUGUACGUGGUUGAGGUGCAAAGAGAUGCCGGUGAAAAGAUGCCGGCAGCGACAUGGGUGAUUACCCGCCGAUAUAGCGAGUUUCAUGAGUUGCAUCAGAAGCUUCGCUCAAGAUAUCCUUCAGUCCGCAAUCUCGACUUCCCACGUAGGCGAAUGGUCAUGAAGUUCCAGAGCGAGUUUCUUCGUAAGCGCCGGGCAGCCCUGGAACAGUAUCUUCGCGAGCUUCUGAUGCUGCCAGAGGUCUGCAGGAGUCGGGACCUGCGGGCGUUCUUGUCUCAGAGUGUGAUCGCGCAGGGUACAGACAUCAUGGAUCGCGAAGACAAAAAGGAUAUGAUCACAAGGUUGUACGACUCUGUGACAGAUGGCGUAGAAGAUAUUCUGGGUAAUAUUCCAGUCCUAGACCAGCUGUCACUGGCUGGUCAAAACCUCAUCGCGGCAGCAACAAACCAGCUCAACGCCAUUCCAAUGGCUGUUAACGAGGACGGCGUAAGCGCUGCCGAAGCCGAAGCCGAAUUGAAUGCGUUUGAGAACAAGGAACUAGAGUCUUUCAUCAAGCCCAUCUGCGACAUUUUUCUCGAAGUCUUCGAACUCAACCGAGGCAACAACUGGCUCCGUGGGCGUGCUGUGGUAGUUGUUCUACAACAGCUUCUUGGCGGCACGAUUGAGCGCAAAGUGCGGGACAAUGUCAAGAUGUUGGUCCAGGAAGACGCGGUACUUAGGUAUAUUGCCCUCCUCAGGGACAGCAUGUGGCCGGGUGGUGAGAUGAAUAAGAGCCGGCAACCGCGGACAUUAUCGGAGAAGAAGAAGACAAGAACGGAAGCUAGUUUGAUGCUGGCAACUCUCGUACCAGAUCUAGCCGGGAGCGUAGUUGGAAGAGUGAAUGCUCAGGCAGCCAGCCGGCGGGUGUUUGCCACUUUCAACAAUUCCAGGCUCAAGUAA
Colletotrichum graminicola M1.001 is the source of this 3636-nucleotide messenger RNA. RefSeq lists its product as uncharacterized. Bases 1 to 3636 code for a protein of 1211 amino acids. The record is from RefSeq and is a predicted model, not a curated record. The transcript has a single exon. Lineage: Eukaryota; Fungi; Ascomycota; Sordariomycetes; Glomerellales; Glomerellaceae. Gene Ontology annotation, molecular function: phosphatidylinositol binding. Gene Ontology annotation, cellular component: intracellular membrane-bounded organelle.